AUGAGGCUAAGAGGACUGGUGGCAGUGGCAGUGGCAGUGCUUAUCUUCGAUCUCCAGGGGGAUGAGCUGGCGGAGGCCAUGGUGAAGAUUGAAGUGAAGCCUGGGAGGGACUACACCAAAAAGGUUCAUGAGGCACUGGAAGCGAUUUACUCCAAGAAUGCGGCUGUCAACUCAGAAGCUGUGGCGGCUGUUGUUGACCCGCUCACGCUUCUCACACUAGCACUGACCCACGGGUCGCAUCCACGGAGCACUGACCCCGACAUCAUCCCCAAAGCUCGCUGCCAUGUGGUCCUGGUCUUCGUCGCAUCAAAGGGUAGAUGA
This is a messenger RNA of Volvox carteri f. nagariensis, 321 nucleotides long. RefSeq lists its product as uncharacterized. The coding region runs from base 1 to 321 and encodes 106 amino acids. The transcript has 2 exons. Lineage: Eukaryota; Viridiplantae; Chlorophyta; Chlorophyceae; Chlamydomonadales; Volvocaceae. The record is from RefSeq and is a predicted model, not a curated record.